AUCAUCCACACGUUCGAGUACUAUUGUUCAUAACUAGCAGCUCAGCCUGCCACCGAACUUCAUACAUGGCGGCGAUGGCCAGAAUGGACGUUACGGAGACCUUUCACCACAUUAAAUUCUGCGGACACCUGCACACGCAGGAGUCAUUGCGCUUCGCGCAGAACUUUGAUUUUCUGGACUCUGAUAUUUUGAUUGCAACGUAUCCGAAGUCUGGUACUACAUGGAUGCAGCAGAUUGUGUCCUUGUUGCUUAGUAAUGGAAACCCACAACUGGUAGAGACCAUCCCAAACUGGGCACGAGCACCCUGGCUGGAGCAGUAUUACUUCAAAGAUCUCUGCAGAGUCUUGCAAAGCCCGAGGAUUCUUUCCACGCAUCUCCCUUAUGAGAUACUGGCACCUGCACUUCAGGGCUCUAGAACAAAGGUGAUCAAUGUAAUAAGAAACCCAAAAGAUGCUGCAGUGUCCUACUACUUUUUCCAUAAAAUGGCAAACUUUCUACCAGACUACAGUACCUUUGAUGAGUUCCUCAACAGUUUUUUGGACGGAACAGUGCAUUAUGGAUCCUGGUUUGAUCACGUGAAGGGCUGGGAAGGGAAUGCAAAAAAUCUGAACAUUUUCUACAUCACUUACGAGGAGUUAUUUCAGGAUUUGGGAGGCUCACUGGAAAAGAUAAGCCACUUCCUGGAGUGUUCACUGUUACCCGAAGAACUGAGCAGCGUGCAGCGGAACUCUACUUUUGGAAGCAUGAAGGAUAACAGCAUGGUGAACUAUACCCUUAUACCUAACAACAUCAUGGACCACAGCAAAGGUCAAUUCAUGAGGCAAGGCAAAAUUGGAGACUGGAAGCAUCAUUUUACCAGCAAGCAGAACACAAAAUUCAAUGAUGUAUUUAACGUGGAAAUGUCUGACUCAAAGCUCGAGUUUGUCUGGGAAUGAUGGACCUGCUUUAACGAGACGGAUACCUUAUGGACACAAUGUACAGAAUUUUAUAUUCAAUGGAGGACUUUUUUUGCAGACUUGCACACCCUGUAUAUAAAUACACACACACACAUAUAUAUAUGUAUAAAUCUUUAUAUAUUUUUCAAAUACUUAUUAAAAAAAGCUAUGUUCAUUGGUCCUAAGUAUUAUUACAUGAGGAAAAGAGAGUAUUGGGUGUUGAAUAAGCAAACGCCAAUACAGGUUUGUUUAACAUUUGGUGCCAUGUGGCUCUGCACAUUUUGACAAACUGCUUUGGGCUGGAGAAGCCCGUAAGCAGGAAACAGCUGCAGAGAUGGUUGAAAUCAAACCUGUUAGCGUAAAGGCAGUAGCUGUGCAUUGGGAUUUGCAAUAUGUAAAAAAAAACAAUGUGGAAGGAAAUUUAUGUUCUCGUUCAUUGCUUUGGCAAAUCAUCAUACACAUAACCCAGUAAGUUGUGUCAGUUAGUAUAGUGCCUUUUGUAAUGCUUCAAGAGCAGCUGCAUGUAGAAAUACGAUACGAUAAAAAGCAACUGCUUAGCUAUUACACAAUAUAAUCAGACGUACAAACAUGCACGCUAGCAGAAGCAAAUUGAUUCACAUACCUAAUUAAAUAUGAAAACAUAAAAUAACAUGUUUUGAACACCAUAGUCUGGAGCUGUGAGGCAGAUAGCCACUGUGCUAUGCAUCUGUCCAUGUAUUGUAUAUACUGUAUAUUUUAAAAUGGUCAGGUAGUCUGCUUGGCACCUUUACUAACUUUAAUACAGGAGGCCAGUUUGUAUACCUAA
Polypterus senegalus (gray bichir) is the source of this 1740-nucleotide messenger RNA. RefSeq names its product sulfotransferase family 5A, member 1 (gene sult5a1). Lineage: Eukaryota; Metazoa; Chordata; Cladistia; Polypteriformes; Polypteridae. Gene Ontology annotation, cellular component: cytoplasm. Gene Ontology annotation, biological process: sulfation. Gene Ontology annotation, molecular function: sulfotransferase activity. The coding region runs from base 66 to 935 and encodes 289 amino acids. The record is from RefSeq and is a predicted model, not a curated record. The transcript has 6 exons.